Molecule: messenger RNA, 4253 nt
Organism: Nannospalax galili (Upper Galilee mountains blind mole rat)
Lineage: Eukaryota; Metazoa; Chordata; Mammalia; Rodentia; Spalacidae
Gene: Col8a2
Product: collagen type VIII alpha 2 chain
Exons: 4
Coding region: 204-2303 (699 amino acids)
Molecular function (GO): protein binding
Source: RefSeq, a predicted model, not a curated record
CCGCCCACUCGGCCCCGGCGCCCGACGGCGGGCAGAGCGGCGCGGAGCCCCGGCGGCGCGGACCCAGACCACUUCCCAGCCCGAGCCCGCGCCGCCCCGGCCGCUCUCGAGAGCCGGAGUACCGUCCGGAGACUGCCCUGCAGGUCCUGCCCCAGCUGGGACCUUCCUGGCCACUCCCACAAAAAAAGCACACCCUAGGCGCCAUGCAGGGAGCUCUGAUGCCUCUUCCUUCACUGUUGCUGUUGCUGUUGGGGUGUGGACCACAGAUGUCCUCUGGCGGUGGAGCUGCAAGGGCAGCUGGCUAUGCGCCGGUGAAAUACGUGCAGCCCAUGCAGAAAGGACCUGUUGGACCACCCUUUCGUGAGGGCAAGGGCCAGUACCUGGAAAUGCCUCUACCGUUGCUGCCAAUGGACUUGAAAGGAGAGCCAGGUCCCCCUGGGAAGCCGGGGCCUCGGGGUCCGCCUGGCCCUCCUGGCUUCCCGGGAAAGCCAGGCACUGGAAAACCAGGGCUCCAUGGGCAACCAGGCCCUGCUGGCCCCCCUGGCUUCUCCCGGAUGGGCAAGGCUGGUCCCCCAGGGCUCCCAGGCAAGGUUGGACCACCAGGGCAGCCAGGGCUUCGGGGGGAGCCAGGGAUACGAGGGGACCAGGGACUUCGGGGACCCCCAGGUCCUCCAGGCCUUCCUGGUCCCUCAGGCAUUACUGUCCCUGGAAAACCAGGUGCCCAGGGGGUACCAGGGCCUCCAGGAUUUCGGGGAGAGCCAGGUCCUCAAGGGGAGCCUGGACCCCCAGGAGAUAGAGGACUCAAGGGGGACAAUGGAGUAGGCCAGCCAGGGCUACCUGGGGCCCCUGGGCAGGGAGGUGCCCCUGGACCCCCUGGGCUCCCUGGUCCAGCUGGCUUGGGGAAACCAGGUUUGGAUGGGAUGCCAGGGGCCCCUGGAGAAAAGGGUGAGUCUGGGCCCCCUGGAGUUCCAGGCUCUAGGGGGGAGCCAGGAGCUGUGGGUCCAAAAGGGCCCCCUGGGGUAGAUGGUUUGGGGAUACCAGGGGUAGCAGGGGUGCCAGGGCCACAGGGCCCAGCAGGGGCCAAAGGGGAGCCAGGGCUCCGGGGGCCCCCUGGUCUGAUAGGCCCUACCGGCUAUGGGAUGCCAGGACAACCAGGACCUAAGGGGGACAGAGGCCCAGCUGGGGUCCCAGGGCUCUUAGGGGACAGAGGUGAGCCAGGGGAAGAUGGGGAGCCAGGGGAACAGGGUCCACAGGGCCUGGGGGGUCCCCCUGGACUUCCUGGGUCUGCAGGGCUCCCUGGUAGACGUGGUCUUCCUGGGCCCAAGGGAGAGGUAGGACCUGGAGGUCCCCCAGGGGUACCUGGUAUUCGGGGUGACCAAGGACCUAAUGGCCUGGCUGGGAAGCCUGGGCUCCCAGGUGAGAGGGGCCUUCCUGGGGCCCAUGGACCUCCUGGACCAACUGGGCCCAAGGGUGAGCCAGGUUUCACAGGCCGCCCUGGGGGACCAGGGAUGGCAGGAGCCCUAGGGCAGAAAGGUGACUUGGGGCUUCCUGGGCAGCCUGGAAUGAGGGGCCCCUCUGGAAUCCCAGGACUCCAGGGCCCAACUGGCCCUAUUGGGCCCCAGGGUCUGCCAGGCCUGAAGGGUGAACCAGGUCUUCCAGGGGCCCCUGGAGAGGGGAAAGUAGGGGAACCUGGAUCUGCUGGGCCCAUAGGGCCCCCUGGGGUCCCUGGCUCCCCAGGACUCACAGGUCCUCCUGGGCCCCCUGGGCCUCCUGGCCCUCCUGGUGCCCCUGGGGCCUUCGAUGAGACUGGUAUUGCAGGCUUGCACCUGCCCAACGGUGGUGUGGAGGGCGCUGUACUGGGCAAGGGGGGCAAGCCACAGUUUGGGCUGGGUGAGCUGUCAGCCCAUGCCACUCCAGCCUUCACCGCAGUGCUCACCUCACCUUUCCCAGCUUCAGGCAUGCCAGUUAGGUUUGACCGGACUCUCUACAAUGGCCACAGUGGCUACAACCCAGCGACUGGCAUCUUCACCUGUCCUGUGGGAGGCGUCUACUACUUUGCCUACCAUGUACAUGUCAAGGGUACCAAUGUGUGGGUGGCCCUGUACAAGAACAAUGUGCCAGCCACCUACACCUACGAUGAGUACAAGAAAGGCUAUCUGGACCAGGCGUCUGGAGGGGCUGUGCUCCAGCUGCGGCCCAAUGACCAGGUGUGGGUGCAGAUGCCCUCAGACCAGGCUAAUGGCCUCUACUCCACUGAGUAUAUCCACUCUUCCUUUUCAGGAUUCUUGCUCUGCCCCACAUAACCCGUGGGAGGCCCUGCUGCCCUGGCCUCCUCCUCUUUAGUGGUAGAGAGACCUUCUCAGUUACAGAGACCUCCAUAUAAAGGAAAGAACAAAAGGCUGAACAGAGGCGGCGGUGGCCUUGGCCCAAGGAGACUGACCUGCUUUCCCCGUGUGUAGGCUGAAACCCGAGGGCAUUUCUGGAAGGGGUUGACCUGAGUUCCUUUCCCCUCGGUGUCUGUGCAGGCUGGGAUCUGCACUCUGUUCUGGACACCCCGUGAGUCUUGGAUGCUGCUGCUGCGGGAGAUGGUUUUCCUGAUGGCCCUAGAUGGCACCUGCUCAUGGAAUGGACCAUGGGCUUCCUCAGUCAUGGUUGGGCCUGUUCCAGCUCCCCAGGGACCUUGAGCAUAUGACAAUAGGUUCUCUGAGGUUUUUGUUUCCUUUUGGGGAAAAGGAAGAAGGGGGCAGGGACCACGGAGAAGGUCUGUAGACAGCCCCUCAGGAAUACACCCCAGGGUGAUGCUGUGGCAUGCGACCUGACCUGGUGGGGACAGUUUAAGGCAUUUGCUACCCGCCCCUUGAAGGCUCCUGAAACAGCCAGCCAUGGGAAGGAUGGUCUGUGAGGGGCCAGGGGCAUAAGGACUGCCAUGGGCUGAUACUGAUCUUUGAAGCGUCUGCAUGGAUUACAGAGCCAAGCAGGACUGCCAAUCAGCAAACAAGCACUCUUUCCUUUCACCUGCUGGGAGGGGCUAGUUUUCUCAGAGCAUUAUGGGAUGCUUGCCAUCCCCAACCCAAGUGUCCCUAAGGUAGAGAGCCUCUCACUGGGCCCUCUGAACGGGGGACACAUCAGCUUGGGAUGAAGCAGACUCCCACUUGUCUUUCCUUAAUCACUCUGUGGGUAUUUGUGUCUACUAGAGGGGUGUGGCACUUCCUCUCCUUCUACCCUCUGCUUCCAAUUUCCUGUUCUAAGCAGGGUAAGGCCUGGGAGGCUGAAGCUCUGAGAAAGGAUGCCAACAGGCUCCACUGUAAUGAGCUGGCUCCGGAGGUUCUGCCACUCUCCUUAACAGGGCGCCACUGUAGGCAACAGGCUGGCUCUUUUCCCAGCCCUGUGGCCCCCAGUUCAAGCCAAGAUCAGUGCUGGGGGCAGGAACGGUGGGCAUUCUUGCCCAUGUAAGGAUGGCCAUUUUCUCCAUGGCUCAUGGCCUCCCUCAGCCCUCACCUUGGCCCAUUUUCUGUACUAAGCAUGAAUCUGGAUCAUUCAAAAAGUGAUGCUCUCCACUGCCCAUACUGAAGGAUGGAUGACUGGGCCCACGCUCCUCCCCAGCCACAACUCUAAAGCAGCCUAGCUGACUGCUCACUUCAGCUUCCAAAGGGAGAAUCUGGCUGAGGAAAGAUUUUGGCUGGGGCUCACAGUGUACCUCUCUGUCACACCCAAGAGAUCCAAAUAGUCUCAGAUCCUUGCUGGGGCCCUUUGUUUCACCUCCUCUCCUGGGUCAAAGCACUAAUGUGAUGUGUUAGGUAAGGAUGGGUUCUGAUGGGAAGAGAUUAACGAGUUCCUAGAGGGAGCAGGGGCUGAGUAGGGCACCAGGGAGGUCAAAAAGAGCAGUUUCACAGAGUGGAGCAUCUACCAAAUUCCAUCCCGAAGCCUUAGGGAAGGGUGGGUGGCAUUUUUGAACCGUUAUGGAUUUGAGCUGUGUCACUGACUAGCUUUGACAAACCAUGUCAGGUUUUAACUAUGACAACUAGUAACCUUGUGCAUUUCUGUAUUCUUUUUUUUUUUUUUAAGAUUAAGGUUUAAAUGCUUUCCAUUAGUAAUUUCAUCCCUAACCUGGGGUAGGAAGUUUAGUUCUCUACUUAUCAUGUGCCCUGUGUCACAGAUUCAGGAAAAAUGCACUGGGGAAAUCAGAGAAAACGAGACUUCUUUUUGAAAAGUCUACAGUAUUGACCAUCUCAAUAAAACCUGUUAUACCAACA